This is a messenger RNA of Halteromyces radiatus, 2641 nucleotides long. RefSeq lists its product as uncharacterized. Bases 116 to 2620 code for a protein of 834 amino acids. The record is from RefSeq and is a predicted model, not a curated record. The transcript is spliced from 8 exons. NCBI's taxonomy places the organism in Eukaryota, Fungi, Mucoromycota, Mucoromycetes, Mucorales, Cunninghamellaceae.
CUUGAUUUUAAUUAGAUCACUAUUUUUCAUUCAUACCGGAUCAUCACGUCUACUCUUACCGAUAAAAAAAAAAAAAAACUAUUUAUAUUCGACAAAUCGAUAGCUUCAGUUCGUUAUGGGAGCUAUUGCCAUACAAAGAUUCAAUGGUGGCAUCAUCUUCGUUAGUUUCAUUAUUUCUGUCAUUGGUGCUAUGACUACUUUGGAAUUAUUGACAAGACGAACUCAUAUACAAGGCAGAUAUAAUUGGUAUCUGUUAUUAUCAGCCGCACUUGCAAUGGGUAGUGUUGGUAUAUGGUCGAUGCAUUUUAUUGGAAAUAACAGUUUGACCUUGGUGUUUCCAAAUCAUACUCAACCUUAUCAAUUGGCCUAUUCUGGAGGAUAUACUUUUGCUAGUUUGGUUGUCGCUAUUGCCUGCAUGUUUGUAUCUUUUUCCUUUGUUGGUGUAACGGAACAUGUUCAAACAUAUCGUAUCAUUCUUAGUGGCAUCCUGGCUGGGUCUGGAAUUGCUACAAUGCACUAUUUAGGGCAAUUCGCGAUUGAAUAUUUUCAAGUAGUUUACAACCCCCCUUAUGUUGUUGGUGCUGUUAUUAUUGCAUGUACCGCUGUCACGGCUGCUCUAUGGAUCUUCUUCAAAUUAAGAGAACAAUGGAUGAAUCAAUGGUACAAACGUCUUGGUUGUGCAAUCAUCAUGGGAGUUGCUGUCUGUGGUAUGCAUUACACUGCUAUGGCAGGGACUGAAUAUUAUGCUGAUGAUAAUGGUAGUCCUCCUCCUACACCAUUGCUGCCCACACCUGCAUUGAUUGGUGUGAUUUGUGCUAUUGUGGUUAUUGCUUGUAUAUCCUUAUUCUAUAUUGGUGUCAAAUGUAGUAUGAGACGACUGGCAGAAAAUUCAGAAAAAGCCAAAAGACGUUUGGUUGUGGAUUUGGUCUUGUUCGAUGGAAGUGGACGAAUCAUGGUGGAUAUUGGUGGUCUAUUACCAAGUAGAGAAGUGUUAUCUGACAUUCAAUUCAAAACUACUCGUCAAGAAUUCUCUUCUACACAUCCUCUUUUUGUUCGUUUAUUUCAAGUCGUCACACAAUGGUCUACAAUACCCACUCUGGAAGACUACGAACGUACCUCACACUCUGGUGAAUUCAACACUGCUGAACGUCGUUUCCACGAAGCUACUUCAAGUCUAAUGGAAUCCUUACAUCUUAAUGAUGCUUCUGAACUUGGUCUCCUAUACGAAUCAGUUAUCGAAACACACACCAUUCAUCGACUUAGUUUAUUCCAACAGAAACGACUUGCCAUGAAACAGGGUCUCAAAAAUUUUAAAAGUAGUUUUAUCUCUAGUCAAGUCGAUGAUAAUGCUACUGAUUAUGACGACGAAUAUUCACUCUCGGAAACAGCUCCUACAACUUCUUGUAGUAACUCAUGGAAACCUGAAUCAAAGAAAACUUCGUUCGAUCAAGCAAACGUUAUGGAAUCAAAAGUAUUGGGUAAAAAGAAGGUAUCAUCAUCCACUGUUCGCCUUGAAUACAAACGACACUCUUCUACUCAACAGUUCCACUCGACAGAACCAUCCAGGGUUGAAGGUGAUGAAGAACGACAUAUUGUGCUUGUACGUCAACUUACUUCUGAUAAAGAUAUCCAUCGAUUUAUGGCUCAAGGUUACCGGUUUGCAGGUCCUACUUUUAUCUCCAAAAUUAUGGCUGACAAAUUGCACGUUCCCAAUGAAUAUUUACUGAACCACUUCCGUGAUAUGAUGCUAUUGGCUCAAAGUUCUCUUCGACUCACUGGUGAUACUUCUCCUCGUGUUCUGGUUGGUCUUAUGGGUCUUAUAGAUGAAGGUCAAACUUAUGACAAUGUACAAAUGGUGGUAGACAAGAAAAGUCGGUAUGGUAUUCCUAUUGUGGAUUUGACUUAUAAGGAUACUGGUGAAAUUGUACGACAAUUAUCAGCGGAUGACAAACAAUGUUUAUCACAUACAUUUCAAGAUACUACAAUGAAGAGUCAUCGAUUUGCAAGAGCACUUGAAUUGGCGAGUCAACGAUUAAUUCAAGUCACUGGAACCAAUGGAAUGCAUUUAGGUCUCUAUGGUGCUGUUUUACAAGCUGAAGUAUUGGAUAUUCCAGCCUUUGCUCUCACAACUGGUCCUUGUAGUUUGAUACUUUUCCGAAUAUGUUUGCGUACACCUGGAACGAUAGCGGCGAUUCAACAACAUGCAUCAAUUGAACCUAUUCGAUGUAUACCAUCUUUACUUGGAGUACCUCUUGCCUAUGCCAUCACCCAACGAGCUGCGGAUCAAUACCAAAAAUCAACAUCAAAAUUCAGCUGGGGUACAGAGCUCCAACAACAAAUGCUUUAUGGAAAUUUCGCUCGUAACCAACCAGGAUCAUUGGCGUAUCUUCCAGAUAUCAUGACAUCAUUACCUCCGCCACCAAGAGUCAAGCGUAGCAGGCAACCUACCACUUUGGACACUACGAAUAACAAAUCAUCAACAUCACCUGCCGCCACUCUCUCGACAAAAUAUCAAUCGAUGAACGAAAUGGAAUCCACUUUGAAUAUCUUAUCAGCAAAGGAUCGGUUUAUAUGGUUGGACCAAGUGCUUGUCGAAUGCUUGCAUUCCAUUUCAUCUUGAUACUAUUUAGGAUACUAGUUA